AUGGCGGAGUGGGAUCUCACACAACGAAUUAUGCCGCACCUGGACCGCCAUCUGGCUUUCCCACUACUGGUUCAUCUUGCCGAAACGCCACUUUUUGCGGUGAAGGACAUUCAGCUUGCGCAGUAUGAACUUGCCAAAGGGACCAACAUGCUCGACUAUGCUGUCAACCUCUUCCAACAACUACAUCCUGAUCAAGACGUCCCUCCUGAAUUCGAGGAAAAACGACGCAACACGUUAUUAACUCAUGAACGCCUGCGAGAUGAAGCACAAGCCGUGCUUGAUGUAAUCGAGAAUCCAGACGUCGCUCAAGCGCUUCGCCAGGACAAAGAACACAACCUCCAGUACUUGAAAGAUAACUACAAUCUAACUCUCGAACAAAUUACGGCUCUCUAUCAUUUUGGGCAAUUCCAGUUUUCAUAUGGCAACUAUAGUGGUGCUGCCGACUACCUUUAUCAUUUCCGUGUGUUGUCAACGGAUACUGAGCUCAAUACCUCCGCUCAAUGGGGAAAGCUUGCCUCAGAUAUUCUGUCCGGUAAAUGGGAUGCCGCUCUCCAAGAACUCGACACGCUUCGAGAUUCGAUUGACUCUCGAGCACUACCAGGACCUGCUAUCAAUCAGCUACAUUCCCGGACGUGGUUACUUCACUGGUCACUAUUCGUCUAUUUCAACCACCCAUCUGGUCGUACCCUUCUCCUCGAAACUUUCCUGUCCCCCGUCUACCUCAACACAAUCCAAACGGCAUGUCCAUGGAUACUACGUUACCUAGCUGCUGCCGCUGUCCUCUCCCGCUCCCCUCCGCCAGGUGCCUCCGCGCGUGUGCGCUCUGCCAUACGUGAAAUCAUCAAGGUUGUUCAAAUGGAGGAGUACCAAUAUCAGGACCCUGUCACCUCGUUUCUAAAAGAGCUCUACCUCGAAUUUGACUUCGAGGCUGCUCAACAGCAACUCAGUCUCGCAGAGCAGGUACUUAGCGAUGACUUCUUCCUCAAUGAUUUCACCGCCGACUUCCUUGACAACGCUCGUUAUCUCAUCAGCGAGGCCUAUUGCAGAACCCACCAAAAAAUCGACAUUCGUGAUCUUUCCCAACGACUAAAUCUCUCAGCCGAUGAGGGUGAAAAAUGGAUCGUGAAUCUAAUCCGCGAGUCACGAAUGGGGGCUGACGCUAAAAUUGAUUUGGACAAGAAUGUCAUCGAGAUUUUCCGGCCAGCAGCGCCAGUAUAUCAAGCUGUCAUCGACAAAACUCGCGGUCUUCAUUUACGGACUUCGGGUUUGGGGACAGCCAUCUCUCGAAUGGGUGCUGGAGCGCUCCCAGUAACUGAAGCUGUUCGUUGA
This is a messenger RNA of Mycena indigotica, 1329 nucleotides long. RefSeq names its product Eukaryotic translation initiation factor 3 subunit E. The transcript has 5 exons. Lineage: Eukaryota; Fungi; Basidiomycota; Agaricomycetes; Agaricales; Mycenaceae. Gene Ontology annotation, biological process: translational initiation. The record is from RefSeq and is a predicted model, not a curated record. Gene Ontology annotation, cellular component: nucleus; cytoplasm; eukaryotic translation initiation factor 3 complex. Gene Ontology annotation, molecular function: translation initiation factor activity. Bases 1 to 1329 code for a protein of 442 amino acids.